This is a messenger RNA of Corapipo altera (White-ruffed manakin), 1551 nucleotides long. It is a transcript of the gene SSTR2, whose product is annotated as somatostatin receptor 2. Gene Ontology annotation, cellular component: neuron projection; membrane. Lineage: Eukaryota; Metazoa; Chordata; Aves; Passeriformes; Pipridae. The transcript has a single exon. Gene Ontology annotation, biological process: cellular response to glucocorticoid stimulus; neuropeptide signaling pathway; cellular response to estradiol stimulus. The coding region runs from base 70 to 1185 and encodes 371 amino acids. Gene Ontology annotation, molecular function: neuropeptide binding; somatostatin receptor activity. The record is from RefSeq and is a predicted model, not a curated record.
ACCCCCAGAGCAAGGGAGGAUGACAUCUCAGCUCCUCUGAGCCAGCAGUGCCCAGGGACCAGCAGAGCCAUGGAGCUGGAAUACGAGCUGCCCAACACCACUGCCUUCUGGUUCUCCCCAGCUUCCCCCUUUGACAACUUCUCCCUGGAGGCUCCCACCAACACCUCACAGAACUCCACGGGCCACCACUUCGACCUGACCAGCAAUGCCAUCCUCACCUUCAUCUACUUCGUGGUCUGCAUCGUGGGGCUGUGCGGGAACACGCUGGUCAUCUACGUCAUCCUCCGCUAUGCCAAGAUGAAAACCAUCACCAACAUCUACAUCCUCAACCUGGCCAUCGCCGACGAGCUGUUCAUGCUGGGGCUGCCCUUCCUGGCCAUGCAGGUGGCCCUGGUGCACUGGCCCUUCGGCAAAGCCCUCUGCAGAAUUGUCAUGACGGUGGACGGGAUCAACCAGUUCACCAGUAUCUUCUGCCUGACGGUUAUGAGCGUCGACCGGUACCUGGCUGUGGUCCACCCCAUUAAAUCUGCCAAGUGGAGGCGGCCCAGGACAGCCAAAAUGAUCAAUGUGGCCGUUUGGGGCGUCUCCCUGCUGGUGAUCAUGCCCAUCAUGAUUUAUGCUGGGGUGCAGCACAACCAUGGCAGGAGUAGCUGCACCAUCAUCUGGCCGGGAGAGUCGGGCGCCUGGUACACGGGUUUCAUCAUCUACGCCUUCAUCCUGGGCUUCCUGGUGCCUCUCACCAUUAUCUGCCUUUGCUACCUGUUCAUCAUUAUCAAAGUCAAGUCCUCGGGCAUCAGAGUGGGCUCCUCCAAGAGGAAAAAGUCCGAAAAGAAAGUCACCAGGAUGGUCUCCAUCGUGGUCGCCGUCUUCAUCUUCUGCUGGCUCCCCUUCUACAUCUUCAACGUCUCCUCGGUCUCCAUCAUGAUCGUGCCCACCCCUGUCCUCAAGGGCAUGUUCGACUUCGUGGUGGUCCUCAGCUACGCCAACAGCUGUGCCAACCCCAUCCUUUACGCCUUCCUGUCCGACAACUUCAAGAAGAGCUUUCAGAAUGUGCUGUGCCUGGUGAAGGUCAGCGGCAUGGACGAGGCGGACCGGAGCGACAGCAAGCAGGACAAAUCCAGGCUCAACGAGACCACGGAGACCCAGAGGACCCUGCUCAACGGAGACCUGCAGACGAGCAUCUGAGGGGACGGCGGGGUUGUCCUUCCUGUGCUCUCCUCUCCCCGCUUGCUCCCAGCAGGGUGGUGGCACGUGUGGAGUCAGGGCAGGAAUGCCAGCUGAGGGGAGGGCAGUGAGCACCCCCUGGGCACUGGGUCCUCGGCUGGGCUCCUCCUGAGCUCUGCUUGGUUGGCUUUCAAGCACUGGGAAGGAUAUGGAUCAAGAGGAGCUGCCUCACCAGGAAAACAAAGACAACUCACGGCGACGCAGCGCAUUUCAACACCAAAGUGCCACCGUGGCCACAAGUGUCACUGGGGUGGCUCUGCUGGCUCCCCCGUGUCACCCUCGGGGCUGGUUGGCUUUUGGAGCUCUGCUCCUGCACGGGUGGGUGCA